Hansenula ciferrii is the source of this 1107-nucleotide messenger RNA. It is a transcript of the gene CRR1, whose product is annotated as putative glycosylase. Lineage: Eukaryota; Fungi; Ascomycota; Saccharomycetes; Phaffomycetales; Wickerhamomycetaceae. Bases 1 to 1107 code for a protein of 368 amino acids. Gene Ontology annotation, cellular component: fungal-type cell wall. Gene Ontology annotation, molecular function: glycosyltransferase activity; hydrolase activity, hydrolyzing O-glycosyl compounds. Gene Ontology annotation, biological process: fungal-type cell wall organization; carbohydrate metabolic process. The transcript has a single exon. The record is from RefSeq and is a predicted model, not a curated record.
AUGCCAAUUUGUAAAAAUAUUACAACUACAUUCGAAAACGGUAUUGAUGGUUUAGUUGAUGAAGAUAAAUUUCUUGGUGACCCUGAAGAUGGUGACUGGAUAUAUAAUGGGUACGUUGAUAGUUAUGAUGAUUCUUUACUACUUGCAAUGCCAAAUCAAUCAUCUGGUACAGUUUUAUCUUCAUCACGUUACGUUUGGUUUGGUAAAAUUUCUGCAACUUUGAAGACUUCACAUUUACAAGGUGUUGUUACUGCUUUCAUUUUAUUUUCAAAUGCACAAGAUGAAAUUGAUUUUGAAUUUAUUGGAUCUGAGCUAACGACUGUUGAAUCAAAUUAUUACUAUCAAGCUGUUUUAAAUUAUUCAAAUGUCAGAAAUGCUACAACUUCAGAUACUUAUGAAAAUUACCAUACUUAUGAGGUUGAUUGGACUCCAGAAGAAUUAACUUGGUCUUUAAAUGGUGAAUCAUUCAGAACUUUGAAAAAGGAAGAUACAUGGAACUCCUCUACAAACUCAUAUCAUUAUCCACAAACACCUUCAAGGGUUCAAUUUUCUCUUUGGCCUGGGGGUGACUCUGAUAACAGCGUUGGUACCAUCGCUUGGGCUGGUGGUGCUAUUGAUUGGGAUGCAGAUGAUAUUAAAGACUACGGUUAUUACUAUAUGCUUCUGAAAAAUGUUAGUAUAGAGUGCUAUGAAGCUCCAGAAGAUACGUUGAUUGAAGGUGAUGUUUCAUACAUCUUCAACUCCUCAAGUAGUUUUGACCAGGAUGAUAUUGUUAUAAGUGAUGAGGAAACAGUAUUGGGAUCAGAUGAGGCUAGUGGACUGGAUCCAGAUGAAGGAAAGUCAUCGUCUUCAUCAGAUUCUGACUCUUCAACUAAAUCUGGAAGUACCAAAACCUCAAGUGGCUCAACAUCUACCUCUGGUAGUGAUAGUGAUAGUGAUGACAGUGACUCGGGUUCCAGUUCUACAACCUCUGGAUCAGGAGGAUGGAAUCAAUACGGUAGCAGUAGUAGUACUGAAGGAAGCUCAUCAAAUCUUGCUAAUAGUAUUGGUGGAUCUUCAUUUGUUUCAUUGUUGCUUUCCAUCAUGAUGAUUGCAACAGCUCUAUGA